Molecule: messenger RNA, 928 nt
Organism: Achroia grisella
Lineage: Eukaryota; Metazoa; Arthropoda; Insecta; Lepidoptera; Pyralidae
Exons: 6
Source: RefSeq, a predicted model, not a curated record
UUGUGACAUUAUGAGACAAUAUCAAUAAUGUAAUCUAAUGUGAAAUAAAUUUUAUGCAAAGAUAUGCUUUUAACAGGGUGUGAAUUGCGCAAUGCUAUAUUUAUUAUUCGUUUCGGCAAUAUUUUUCGACUUUCUGAACGCAGUCUACCUUUUCGAUUACGAUGACAUAACUACAAAAAGAGUUAUAGAAGAAAUGGAGUUCGAGCCAACGAUAUCGCUGACAAAAAACAAAGAAAAAGGACUGUCAGUUAAGAAUAUUAAUUGCGAUAACUUCUCAAAAUACGCGGUAAAUUGUACCAUUGAAGCUGCACUUUUGUAUAAUUCAAGUAGAAAAACUCCACCGUUGCCAGCUAAGAUUAUGGAUUGGUGCAGAGCAAUCCGCCGGCUCACAAAUUGUGCCAUAGACUGGAACGCGGAUUGUAGAGACGUCACCGAGAGUCACUUCAACGAGGAGAGCAUAAGGGGCCACAUGCACGUUGUUGACAAUGUGUGCGACGACGAGUGGUUCUUAUCACAAUAUGAUGACUUACCACUCUGUAUAGAGGCUACAGAAGACCUAUGGGAGUCUUGUUAUACAAAUUUCAAGAUAUUAGUUGAAGAACAAAAAAACACGACACACGAAUGGACUCAUUUUGAAACACAUUUCUAUUUAUGCUGCGCUCGGGCUCAAUUCCGCAGAUGUACGCUGGACUCGAUUUUUGAUAUUCCAACAAAAUGUACCCACGAGCAAGCUGUCACGUUACAGAAAUUUUCAGUGAUUGUCUCCGAAGGUGACGUUUUUCAGGAUUGUGAUCAUAAUAUGCUAUACACGAAUUGUCCUGGUGGAGAUCCUCGUCCAACACGCGAAAAAUUGGCGAAAUUAAUGAAUACGGAAUUAACUAAUACUGCAAUGUCCAAUGGAGUUUCGCCAAAUCAUAUUUUUUUUGUG